GUGAGUAGAGUUUAAGGAGCCAGAAGCUGGCUAUCUAGAAGCCACACCCGCAGAGGCCUUCCCCCCUCUCCGCAAUUUCUGUUGCAUUUGGUUCCGCCGAGACCCACGACGGUUCCGCCCCCUUCUUCCUUGUCAUUGAUGUUGUUGUUCUUGUCAGUGCCGCAGCCCCGACCGCCGGGAGCUCGAACCCGAGCCGGGGCCGCCCGGGUGGCGCGGUGGCGGCGGCAGCGGCUGCGGCUGCAGCAGCUGCGACGGCUGCGGGGGCUGCUCCGGGGACUGCGGGGACGGCCGGGGGCUGGCAGCCGGCGGCGGGGCCGGAUGGCUCUGUGCGGGCAGGCGGCAGGCGCCGCGUCGCUGCCCAGCGAGCUGAUCGUGCACAUCUUCUCCUUCCUGCCCGCGCCUGACCGGCUGCGGGCCUCGGCUUCCUGCUCACACUGGCGCGAGUGCCUCUUCUACCCUGCUCUGUGGCCCCAGCUCCGCAUCUGCCUCCGCGUCUCCCCCGCGGAGCAGCCUCGGCUCGAAUUCCUCAUGCGCAAGUGCGGCUGGUUCGUGCGAGAGCUGCGUGUUGAGUUCGCCGCCGAGAAUUACCUGAGCGGUGGCGGCGGCCCAGGCGACGGAGGCGGCGCGGAUCCUGGGACUGGCGGGGAAGAAGUCGAGGCCCUGCAGCUCUCAACCCGUUGGCUGGAAGUGCUGCGCACCUACUUAGAGCUGGUGCUGUGCGUGCUGGUCAGCAUCCGGAACAACAGGAACCUCCAGAAGUUUAGCCUUUUUGGAGACAUAAGUGUUCUACAACAGCAAGGAAGUUUGUCAAAUACAUACCUCAGCAAGGUGGACCCUGAUGGCAAAAAAAUUAAACAAAUUCAGCAGCUGUUUGAAGAAAUACUGAGUAAUAGUAGGCAACUGAAAUGGCUGUCCUGUGGGUUUAUGCUGGAAAUAGUAACCCCAACCUCACUGUCAUCUCUCUCAAACUCUAUUGCCAACACCAUGGAGCACCUGAGUUUGCUGGACAACAAUAUUCCUGGUAACAGCACCCUGAUCACCACAGUCGAACUGGAGCGAUUUGUGAAUCUACGCUCACUUGCCCUGGAUUUCUGUGACUUUACAGCCGAGAUGGCAAGAGUCUUAACCGAUAGCAACCAUGUGCCUUUGCAGCGACUGUCUCUCCUGGUCCACAACGUUUCCGUGAUGCACAAGUCUCUGGACAACAUGCCAAAUGAUGAGCAUUGGAAAGCCUUGUCACGAAAGAGCACCAGCCUCCGGGUCUAUAUAAUGGCCUUUGAUAUCAAGAGUGAAGAUAUGUUAAAGAUUCUGAAACCCAGUAUACCACUAGAGAGGAUUCAUUUUGACAGCUACAUCACUUGUGUUUCAGGAGCUAUUGUUGAUCUUAUAUCCAGGCAGUAUGAUAAGUUCCUCACUCAUUUUAUAUUAAUGAAUGAUGUGAUUGACACGUCUGGUUUUCCAGAUCUUAGUGACAACCGAAAUGAAGAUCCAUUGGUUUUAUUAGCAUGGAGGUGCACAAAGCUCUCUCUUCUGGCAAUUCACGGUUAUACAGUGUGGGCACACAACCUCAUUGCCAUUGCUCGUCUUCGUGGCUCUGAUCUAAAAGUACUUGAAGUCACUGAAGAAAGCAUUGAUUUUGACCAAGGUGAACUGGCCGACCAGGAUGUGGAUCCAGUGCAUAACCUUAUUGAGCAGGUAUCCCUGGGCCUGGGUCAACCUUGGCACGCGGUCAUGGACAUCGAAUCACUCAGUGUCUUCACUGAACCAAAUCGUCAUUUUUACAGAGAGAUGCAAAGCUUCAGCGAAGACAUUUAGCUUUUUUUUUAAAAAUGUACAAUUCCUGUGGUUACAUAUGCAAGUAGGGUCCUAUUAUGUUUUUUUUCAGUAGUGUGAAUUAAUCCCUUUGUGCUGUGUUUAAUCAGUAUUAGCUUUAUAGAAUUAUAUAUGUAUAUUCUACUUCUUGAUCAAAGAACGUAGUCGGGUAUUGGUUUAGAAGUUCAAAGUGACAGUGUAUAGGGCUUUCACGGUUAAUGGACUUGUUAUCCAACCUUAAGGAUAUACAACCGAAGGUUGUCUGAGGUUGCUGGCUAACUUUAUUUUUCACUGAGUUACUCUGCCUUUUGAUGUUUUUAUUCUUUGUGUGUCAGAGUUCAGAGCUCAGGAGCCAAAAUAUUUUUAUACAUAUAUAGAUAUAUAUCCAUAGCCUGGUGGAUUUGUAUGCAAUGCACCGCAUUCAUGCAUUGUGACAGCAUUUCAUUAAUUCUUAUUUGAAAUGGAAGAAGGGAGGAUAGUAUGAUCCCAAAUGAGUUAUCUUUAACAGAAAAGCCAAGACUUUAACUUUCAUUACAUAUAUAAUAGUUGAUAUCACCAAUUACCAUUCAGAAUUUUGUAUAGUACUAGGUUAGAACACUGCUUAAUCCUUUUUUUUAAAAAAUGCAUUUACCUAAAUGUGAAUACUCAAAUUGUUAGACUUUUUAAAAACUAUAUCUGACAUAAUUUAUUCAUCAAUUACAUUAUACAUUCAAGUUAGCUUUUUAGCCCAGAUUUCAAAUAGUGGAGGAAGAAACUGUAUUCCAGGGUAAAACCUCCUAAAGCAAAAUCUUUAAAAAACAGAGCUGUAAACACACAUGCUUGCAAACAAACAUUAGUCGUGAAAUCCCUAGCAACGAGUCACUGGAUUUUUCUCUGUCAGCGCGCGUGUCAGCUGCCAAAGAAUAGACUUAACUGAAGAAGUGCCCACAUGCUGGCAGGGGCCGGCCCACUCUGGCCAGCCAGAUACUGCUAGAUUGUAAUAUUUAAGGUCGAAUUUCGACCUGUGGUACACAGCUGUGCUGUGGCUCAGUCAGCAACCUCAGAACUCUGAAAAAAACAAAACAAAAAAAAGAAAAAAAAACCAUGCACCUGUUUCACUGUGAAUAGUGAAUGUAAAGGAAAGAAAGGAAAAACUGAAAACUUGUUCUAUCACAGGUAUGAGCUGCUAUGAUACAUGAAGAACAUUCCAUGAAGUAUGUUUUAAAACCUUGUUAUAUCUGAGAGGCUUUAAAAGCCGAUUUAACUGUUUCAGGGCAACCGCGGUACAGACGUGGUCUCUGUGAGACUUCCACCUGACCCCAGUUUUAAGUGGUACGAAUGUUGUGCAUUUAAUGUUAAAGGACAGUCUGCAAUAAUAAAGUAAGUAGCCAACGUGGGUGCCCAGCAGUGCUGAGACCUGGCUGCUCUAUUGUAAGCUUUGGAAACACAAUUUAUGCAACAGAUGUCCAGAUAUGAUUCUAUUUAUGGAAAAAGUUUAUAUGUAUUUUACAAAUGGUUUUACCAUCUUAUAUUAAAAUGACCUUUUGACAGGUGUGCACUGUUUUGUCUCCAGUGAGCACAUACCAUGAGGAUUUUAUAUGUACAUCAGUAGUGUGAAUCCACUGGCACAGUGUGUGUAAAUGCCAGAUGUGGUGAGAUUUUAUCUUAUAAAUGUGAUCGGAUAAAAUAAAUCCUGACAGAAACUGUAAGGAAACCAGCUGAAUGUUUGACCUGAUGACUGAUGUUGUAUGGUUUAUGUUAAAUGUAUAUUCUUUUAAUCAACGAAUAAAGCAUUAAAAAGUGA
This is a messenger RNA of Leopardus geoffroyi (Geoffroy's cat), 3595 nucleotides long. It is a transcript of the gene FBXO33, whose product is annotated as F-box protein 33. The transcript is spliced from 4 exons. The record is from RefSeq and is a predicted model, not a curated record. Gene Ontology annotation, molecular function: protein binding. Gene Ontology annotation, cellular component: SCF ubiquitin ligase complex. Lineage: Eukaryota; Metazoa; Chordata; Mammalia; Carnivora; Felidae. Gene Ontology annotation, biological process: positive regulation of protein ubiquitination; SCF-dependent proteasomal ubiquitin-dependent protein catabolic process. Bases 139 to 1815 code for a protein of 558 amino acids.